UGACUUCCUACCGACGACCGCGAAGAAGCCGGUCCAAGAAUACACGUCGACAGCAGUAUAAAAGACAUCGCCAGGUCGCACAGCAGUCACCUUACCGUGUCGAAAGGCGGACGCACACUCCUGCAGGAAGGUCAUCUAGUUCCGCCAACAUGAAGCUGCUCUGUGCACUAGCCCUCGUCGCCCUUGGGCUUCCAUUCGGCAGCGCUUACUAUGGUGGAUUCUACGGCGGUCUCGGCGGCUGGGGUGGCUUCGGAGGUUUCGGUGGUGGUCUCGGUGCCAUCUUUGGCCCAGGAGCUUAUCCCGGUUUCUAUGGCCUUACCAGCCUGAACCUCUUGGGUGGCAGGUUUCAUCACAUGUUCGCGCGAUUCCCGCCACCUCACGGUCUUGGAGCUGCCGAGCGCAGGGGAACCCUGAGCCCACACCCUCUUGACAUCAACACGGUUCAAGACCCCGUAACUGGCCACCCCAUGGUACGCGUUGUCUACGGCGGCGUCGUGCGGGAGCGCGUCGUGCCUGUACCAGUCCCAAUUCCACAGGAUGUGCCUAUCCCAGUUCCCAUCCCAAUUCCUCAGCCAUACCCAGUCCCUAAGCCACGAGAAGUUCCAGUCCCAGUGCCUUCUCCUUUCCCCGUCCCAAUCCACAGUAACACAGAAGUGCACAAGACCGACGUCGUCGCUGAUGUCCCAGGAGGUCCAGUUCUGCUCGAGUCUGGUGUCACUGGCGUCAAACCAGGUACCCCAAGAGUCGCUGCCUAGGCUUGGUCUGUUAGAAAGUCAUAACAAUUUAGUCAAUCAGCUCCACGUAAAUUAUGCAUUACAAAUAAACAAAAGUUUGUCUGGCAGUAA
This is a messenger RNA of Rhipicephalus sanguineus (brown dog tick), 845 nucleotides long. RefSeq names its product WAS/WASL-interacting protein family member 1. Bases 150 to 755 code for a protein of 201 amino acids. NCBI's taxonomy places the organism in Eukaryota, Metazoa, Arthropoda, Arachnida, Ixodida, Ixodidae. The transcript is spliced from 3 exons. The record is from RefSeq and is a predicted model, not a curated record.